This is a messenger RNA of Trichoderma aggressivum f. europaeum, 1587 nucleotides long. RefSeq lists its product as uncharacterized. Gene Ontology annotation, biological process: L-valine catabolic process; thymine catabolic process. The coding region runs from base 1 to 1587 and encodes 528 amino acids. NCBI's taxonomy places the organism in Eukaryota, Fungi, Ascomycota, Sordariomycetes, Hypocreales, Hypocreaceae. Gene Ontology annotation, cellular component: mitochondrion. The record is from RefSeq and is a predicted model, not a curated record. The transcript has 2 exons. Gene Ontology annotation, molecular function: malonate-semialdehyde dehydrogenase (acetylating, [NAD(P)+]) activity; methylmalonate-semialdehyde dehydrogenase (acylating, NAD+) activity.
AUGGCCCAAGGCUCAAACCCAACCGCGGCGAGCUUGUUAGGCUCAACCUCAACCAAUUUUCCUCAAUCUCAUGAGAAAAUAUCCGAACCGAAGGACACGCCAUACUUUAUCGACAAUGAAUUCCGGCAGUCUCAGUCAAAGAAUUUUAUCCUGGUCCAUGAUCCUGCGACAAAUAACCUGGUCACUAGAGUACCGAUGAUGACCAGCGACGAAUUACAGCUCGCAAUUGAAUCAGCGCAGAAUGCCUUCAGCUGCUGGAGCAAAACCUCGAUAAUUGCCCGACAACAGAUCAUGUUUCGUUAUGUCAGUUUGAUUAAAGAGAACUGGGAUAGACUCGCUUCUUCCAUUACCUUGGAGCAAGGCAAAACAUUUGCAGAUGCGCGAGGCGAUGUGCUGCGCGGGCUGCAGGUUGCAGAGGCCGCAUGCGCCGGCCCAGAAUAUAUGAAGGGAGAAAUUUUGGAGGUCGCCAAGGACAUGGAGACCCGGACUUAUAGGGAGCCUCUUGGUGUUGUCGCCGCAAUCUGCCCGUUUAAUUUCCCGGCAAUGAUACCUCUUUGGUGCAUACCGAUUGCUACCAUUACUGGAAAUACAAUGGUAUUAAAGCCUUCUGAGAGAGAUCCCGGCGCUGCGAUGAUUCUUGCCGAGUUAGCCGAAAAGGCUGGGUUUCCAAAGGGCGUCAUCAACGUUGUACAUGGCGCACAUGAUACCGUUAACUUUCUCAUUGAUUCUCCUGUCAUUAAAGCCAUUAGCUUCGUUGGAAGCAACAAAGCUGGAGAGUAUAUCUUCACACGUGGCUCGGCAAAUGGGAAGAGGGUCCAGGCAAACUUGGGCGCAAAGAAUCAUGCAUUGAUCAUGCCUGACAGUGACAAAGAAGCGGCCCUGGAUGCCAUUGUCAGUGCUGCUUUUGGAGCCGCAGGACAGCGUUGUAUGGCUCUAUCUGUAGCAGUAUUUGUUGGGGAAACCCAACAAUGGCUUGACGAACUUGUUCAGAAAGCUAAAACUCUGCGAGUUGAUGCGGGCUUUGAGCAUGGUGCUGAUCUUGGUCCUGUUGUUACACCUGAGAGUAAAGCGAGGAUUGAAUCACUAAUUGCGAGUGCGCAAGUGGAAGGUGCUCAUAUCCUUCUUGACGGUCGUGGUUAUAAGCCAGAGAAGUAUCCGAAUGGCAACUGGGUUGCUCCAACGAUAAUCACCAACGUCAAGCAAUCGAUGCAAUGCUAUAAAGAGGAGAUAUUCGGUCCGGUACUAGUGUGUGUUAAUGUUGACACUCUUGAGGCGGGUAUCGAUCUCAUUAACGCAAAUGACUACGGAAAUGGUGCUGCUAUCUUCACAUCCUCAGGCGCAGUUGCAGAGAAAUUCCGACGGAACAUUGAGGCAGGCCAGUUGGGCAUAAACGUGCCAAUCCCGGUGCCUCUUCCAAUGUUCUCAUUUACAGGAAAUAAAAAGAGCGUGGCUGGAGGGGGGGCCAGCACUUUUUAUGGGAAACCGGGAGUGAACUUUUACACUCAGCUCAAAACUGUCACAUCCAAGUGGUCGAGUGCAAGUAUUGUACCGACCAAGGCGGUUCUAUCGAUGCCAACUGGAUCAUAG